GAAAAAACAAAAGAAACGCUAGUAUGGUAAAGAAAGAAAAGGAUUAUCAGUUAAGGCUAAUUCAGCAUAUAUACAAUCAAAUUCCUGCAUUUACAGAUGUUUUUACAGAGGAAACAUUUUAUAUGUUUGCAGGCACUGUUGUUAUAAGUACAAUUAUUAUUGUUUUCAUUAUUUCCAGAUUUGUUACCCUUAAACCUGUAGAUUAUUAAAUAUGUUUAAAAAAAUA
This is a messenger RNA of Anoplophora glabripennis (Asian longhorned beetle), 226 nucleotides long. RefSeq lists its product as uncharacterized. The transcript has a single exon. Lineage: Eukaryota; Metazoa; Arthropoda; Insecta; Coleoptera; Cerambycidae. The record is from RefSeq and is a predicted model, not a curated record. Bases 24 to 209 code for a protein of 61 amino acids.